Molecule: messenger RNA, 1341 nt
Organism: Mucor velutinosus
Lineage: Eukaryota; Fungi; Mucoromycota; Mucoromycetes; Mucorales; Mucoraceae
Exons: 1
Coding region: 1-1341 (446 amino acids)
Source: RefSeq, a predicted model, not a curated record
AUGGCAAUCGCAAACAAUGACAUGCACAAAAGAGAAGAGGUUUCAACAGAAGCAACUAAUUCCAAUGAAGAGAUCAAUUCAAAGAAAUCUCUGACCUACACAUUACCGACCCUAUAUGCACCAAUGUCUACAUCAACAGUGACAGAAGAUGCUACUUCCACAGAGGAUCCAGGGCAAUACCAUAUAACACUAUUUACACCCGCACAUACAUCUUCAUCCAUCUUAGACAUGACAGAAGCUACACAGAAAACGGUCGAUCCCUAUGCACCACUCCCUACAAAAUAUUCUGUGCUUGUUUCAAAAGCACCAAAUGAAGUUACCAGAACCACGAAAUCAUGGGCCAUUGCGACAUCCACUGCCUCCGCUAGUGCAUCAACAACACCCUCUAUAAUGCCUGUCAAGUCUUACUCAGGGCUGAAUAAGGGGGAAUUGGCAGGCGUCAUUGUGGGAAGUAUAGCCGGCGGUCUAAUGGCUAUCUACCUACUUUAUGUAAUUUGUUGGGGCAGGAGGAAAGCCUUGCGAAAAGCUAGAGAGGAAAAGUCUUUAAAAGAUAUGGAAAAGAAGACAGAUCAUGUUAGUACCAUCCAUCUUGACUAUGACAGCGACGAAGAUGAGAAGAAUCCCUACAUGCAUCAUGAUGACAAUCAGCCUGUCAGCUUGCCCCGAACUCAACCACAGUAUGAUCCUACUCGGAUCUAUUGCUCAACGUCUCGUUCUGACCCUAAAGAAGAUUUUCGAUCGUAUUACAGGACAUCCCCUAGUAAUACAGGUAAUAGCAGUUCGUUAUCAGAAGGCUCUACUACACCAUUAAAUGUUCACAACACUCUGCAGCCAUUUUACGGUGGUUUCAAACCUUUCUAUGGGCCAAUGUUGCAGCAUCAGCCUCCUGCUUUUGUCAAUCAUUCCACGAAUAGCAUGUCAUUGUACGCACCGCAUCAAAAGCCAUACACAGCUUCUACAAUGCCUGUCGCCGGAAAUGCAAGCCAGCACUUUUCGCCAAUGUAUGAAAUAGGCGCACCUUCCAGUACAAUGGGGGCAUUGUACUAUCACCGUCUCAAUCCUGCCACACCAGAGAUCUACCAACAUCAACAAGUAUAUCGUAGUAAUAUAGGUUCUCCUACUAACAAGAGUGGUAGCGAACGUUGUGGAAGCACUGUAUCAUCAGUUUUGAUGCAUGGUGUUGUUGAAGAUGAGGAUAUUCAAAGUCUGCCGCCAAGCGAACCUGCUACCGCCUUACAUUCUGUGGACCAGAAUGUUGCACAGCAGAAGCAAUCACUGCCAUCGCAACCAACAAGUGAAGAUCUAGCAAACAAUGCCGAAAAGGCAUUAUCCCCAAUAUAA